This is a messenger RNA of Suillus fuscotomentosus, 1692 nucleotides long. RefSeq lists its product as uncharacterized. NCBI's taxonomy places the organism in Eukaryota, Fungi, Basidiomycota, Agaricomycetes, Boletales, Suillaceae. The transcript has 5 exons. Bases 467 to 1528 code for a protein of 353 amino acids. The record is from RefSeq and is a predicted model, not a curated record.
CUUCCUUUAGAGGUCAGCCACAGACAUCAACGAGCCGUCAGGCCUUCAGGCUACGUCAGGUUGACUCUGGAUUGACCUAGUACUGUUACCAGUACCAUAGGUACCGCGCUGCGCCGCUGCCUCGUUCCGUUCACGGUACAGACGACUGUUCAUUGUUCAUUAACGUUUGUGGGUUCUUUGUUUUUCCGAAUACCAUCCCCACCAACUCAAACUCCAUCAAAAUCAAAAUGGGACAUUCCGUCAGGCCCUCUCACGACCCUGCCGUUACUGCCGUCACGACUCGAGCGUCAACAACCCGUCUUGAGAAAGAAGGUUGGCCGGGUCAGCCUAUCAGCGCUUUAGCGAACAACGUGAUUUAGGUCAAGUGAUAUAUAUGCGUCACACUGUGCUAUUCUAGAACGGCCAGACUCUCAUCAAACUGCAGCGCAUAGUUCUCGACUUUUAGAUCAGCGCUGCUUAAGCACCUAUGUCUUACCGCCCUGAUGAAUCUAAUGCACUGAUAUAUGCGGAGGGCGCAUGGCUGCAGGGGGCCAUCGUCACUGGCGUCCUUUAUGGCGUGGUGAUCGUCUUGUCUAUCAUGUGUUGGCGCUCCCUCUGGCCCCGCGCUCAAUCGCAUGCUACUGGAUACAAGACGAACAGAUUCCUCUUAUGCUAUGUCGCUUUCCUCUUUGUGGUUGGUACGAUAUAUGUAGCGUUCAACGCCCAGAUAACGCAACUGGGCUUUAUUGACAAUCGUUUAUAUCCCGAUGGCCCCAGUGCAUUCGAGGAGGCGACCUCGUCACCUCCACUGAACACCGCUUUCGUGGUUUCAGAUUGGUGUGCAGACCUGUUGAUGAUCUGGCGGUGUACCGUAGUAUACAGAGAUACUGGAAUUUACUUCAUCAUUGUUGGACUUGGAUCUCUUCUGUUCCUCGGAACUCUCGUCACAGGAACCCUCUGGCUUGUUAUUGUCUCAACACCAGUACAAUCCGCAAGCGGCUGGAUGUCCUUUAGCUUACUCUUCCCAUAUCUCUGUUUCUCCCUCGCCAUCAAUAUCUUCAUCAGCCUCCUCACUGUCAUACGCCUUCUAUACCACCGCCACCGUAUAUCCAAAGUCCUAGGCUUAGGCCACGGCGCGAUUUACGCUAGUUUCGCAGCCAUCGUUAUCGAAUCCGCUGCCAUUUACUCGAUAUGUUCGCUUCUUUACCUCAUACCGUAUACCCUCAACAGCCCGAUCGCAUAUGCAUUCAUGCAAUUACUGGGCGAAGCGCAGGUCGUUGCCCCACUUCUUAUUAUCUACCGCAUCGCAGUGGGCAAGGCCUGGACGAAUCGCUCCACCACUCUCAUGGAGGAAAACUCCAUUCAGUUGCGGCGGCCGUUGGACUUACCAAAGCCCCCUCCCCCAGCCGCUCCACUGAACGUUGAGAUUUCCUUUCACCAAGAACCCGCCCGCGAUGAAUCAAUACGCUCUCCCAAGUUACCAUACCCGUCAUUAGAAUCUACGGAAGAUUAUGCGAAUGCGCCCGUUACCUUUGGCAGGGCGAUAUGAGACUUGCGGGGGUGACCUGGAUUUUAUGUACAAGCUACGUUAUGUGACAAUACUUUCGCUACAAUGCCUUUACGAGAUAUGUGUAGUUACCCUGGAUUUGACAGAGACAGUUGGCAUCUUACAUAAAUACACCUACUUUCAUCCACAAUAGAAGAGCUUUACAU